Messenger RNA from Corticium candelabrum, 1389 nucleotides. RefSeq lists its product as uncharacterized. The record is from RefSeq and is a predicted model, not a curated record. The coding region runs from base 1 to 1389 and encodes 462 amino acids. Lineage: Eukaryota; Metazoa; Porifera; Homoscleromorpha; Homosclerophorida; Plakinidae. The transcript is spliced from 8 exons.
AUGGAAGAAAGUGAUAAAAAAUGCUACGAAAAUCUCGAAAAAGUAGGGACUUCAUUAGAAGUGAAAAUCAAGCUCAAUUCCAAAUUUGACACUCUUAAAGACACGAUUUACCUUAUCUGCAGCGAGAAGAGGUUUGUGAGAGCUUUUAUUACAUACCAGAGGAAAGUGCGUCUUACAGACAUGGAAAUGGCAAAGCCAAUCCAACAAGUGAAGCCUACACUUUGUGAAACACUGUGGUACAUGGCACACAAAAUAUUUGGCAACAAGCCGUACACAGAAGAAGCACAUAUGUUCAUUUUUGGAAUUAUCAUCAUGUCUCAAAGGUUAUCGUCAAUCUCCGGAAACGACGUUCCAAAAAAUCCGUCUGCUGUUGCAUCAUCUAGAACACCUACUAUACAAGAAAUUCUCCUUUGUGCAGACUCAGUACAAGCAGCUUCAUGGUGUAAUGACGAAGGUCUCAAUGGUGAUGAAAAAUUCGAGACUGUAUUGGAGGCAAAGAUUGCACUCCUUCAACAUCGAGGGAACUUACUGAAUUUGACUACACUAUUACCUCCUCCCAUUGCCGUUGCUCCAUCGCUACUUCAACAAUUCGCUUCCACAAAAGAUGACUUCUUACAGCUAGUUCACGAGAUCGAAAGUCUUGUCAAUUCAGAUCAUGCAUAUCGGUGGUUUAAACAUCUCAAAUUGACAGAAAGCACAGACAGUUGGUUGACCAAACAAGACUUUGAAGAAAUCAGAAGGGAGUGCCUUAAAAAGCCAGUGCUCCUAAUUGCAGGUUGUACUUCUUCCGGCAAGACAACCUUGGUUAACGCUUUGCUUGGAGAAUCAAUCCUUCCCACAAGCCACAAUGCUACAACCUCUACGCUUUGUGAGGUUAAAUACGGCAAGAUAGCAAUGGCAGUUGCUCAUUACCGAUGUGACAAUGACAAAGAGAUUGAGAAGCAGUUUGAUUUAACUACUCGUGAGAACAAGCAAAAAUUCUACAAAAUGCUUUCUGAAGCAAAAAUCCACAAUGACCAACUUCAAGUAGCAUCAACUGACAAAACGGAAACUGGUCGUAGCAUUGACUGCAAUGGUAAAUUGUCGCGAUUGGAAAUCUUAUGGCCUAUGGAGUUUUUGAAAAACAUUACGUUGGUUGAUAGUCCAGGGGUAACAGAAGACGAUGCUGAGACAUUUGGUUCUAAAGAUAUUACAGAGAGGUGUCAGGAAAAUGUUGCUUGUGGUUUUAUCUACGUGCUGGACGGAAAUCGAUCUGCAGAAGAAGCGGCCCAGGCUGGUCAUUUACUAAAAGCGUUUGAGAAAUCAACAUGUAAAGAGUUGCCUUCACCUGAAUCGGCAAUUUUUGUGCUAAACAAGUGGGAUAAGGCUUUAAAAGUCAUCAGCUGUUAA